Molecule: messenger RNA, 519 nt
Organism: Verticillium dahliae VdLs.17
Lineage: Eukaryota; Fungi; Ascomycota; Sordariomycetes; Glomerellales; Plectosphaerellaceae
Exons: 3
Coding region: 101-373 (90 amino acids)
Source: RefSeq, a predicted model, not a curated record
CCUUGCCAUAAGAAGAUGAUAUAUCAGUGGUGCGUCAACGUUGACGUUGUUCGAAGAAUCACUCUCCCAACAAUGUGACUUCCAGAAUCAGAUUCCGAAAAUGUCUGUCUACUGCUCCAACUUUUACGGAUCAAUCCAGUGCCGCAACUUUGCGACUCGGUUCGGAGACCGAUGUGGUUUUUGCAAGGUUCACGAGCGAGGUAGACCCAUCAAGGAGGGCAAGUUGCCCAAUGCUCCAACCGCCUGGGAGCCAUGCAGUCCGACAAUCGAAGAGGAAGAAGAUGAAGACGACAAGACUACCAGCGGCUCAACACUGUGUGCUUCAACAGGAAGCUCAACAAGCGAGACGCGAUCACGGCAGAACUCGACAUGAUGAAGGACUGAAGCACGUAUGGAUUGAAAUUGAUCUCUUGGAGGGCCCAUGGAAAUCGACGGCCAGAUCUCACACGAGGAGGGUAAGGCCCUACAGAAUGAACACUAGAUGUUAAUCAUAAUGAUAUCACGGUCCGAUCCAAUCAA